AUAUUCAAGUCUUCAAGACCCUUCGAGCCACAAACACCAUCAAUUAGUAGUAGUACUAAGGUAGUACUUUAUACUUUACAUUAUACUUCGGAAAAACUAGGGUUUUUCAGUUCUCUACUUUUCCCUCCAACUCUCUCUCUCUAUCUCUCUUUCGAGAUCGGCUAUUCUCAGCUAAUGCAAUAGCUUCUUCCUCUCUUCAUCAGAAACAAAAGGUUAUGCCCAGUAUGGAAACUGAAAAUUCUAGUAUUUCGCGUGCCGAAGAAAUCAAAGUCCUGGCAAAUGAAGCAUUCCAAGCCCGCAAAUAUACACAAGCUAUUGAUUUGUAUACGCAAGCAAUUGAAUUGAACAGUCAGAAUGCUGUAUACUGGGCCAACCGUGCAUUUGCACACAUUAAACGGGAGGAAUAUGGUAGUGCCAUACAGGAUGCUUCAAAGGCUGUCGAAGUUGAUCCUAAAUAUUCAAAGGGCUAUUACAGGCGAGGAACGGCUUAUCUUGCCAUGGGGAAAUUCAAAGAAGCACUUAAGGAUUUUCAGCAGGUCAAGAAAUUAUCUCCGAAUGAUCCUGAUGCUGCCAGGAAAUUGAAGGAAUGUGAGAAAGCAGUGAUGAAACUUAAAUUUGAGGAAGCAAUUUCUGUACCCGAGUCUGAAAGGCGUUCAAUAGCCGAUUCUAUAGAUUAUCGUUCCAUAGGAACAGGCCCCAAUUCAUCAUCAGUGCCCACCGAAGUGGCUGUAGCAGCAGUGGCAGUAGCAGUUGUGGCAGUAGUGAUGAUGAUAGUGGGAACGGCAGCAGCCAUAGUGGUAGCAAUAAUUUUAGUGGUGGUGCUGGUGGUCCUAGGGGCACGUUGGUGGGGUGGCUGCGGUGGUGGUGUCUUUCAUAAGGGUCAAGUAUAUGACCUAGAUGUGGAACCACAGUACUCUGGUGCAAGAAUAGAUGGAGAUGUAGUUACCUUGGAUUUUGUGAAGAAAAUGAUGGAUGAUUUUAAGAAUCAAAAGUGCAUACAUAAACGAUACGCAUUCCAGAUUGUCUUGCAAAUGAGAGAUAUGUUGCGAGCCUUGCCUUCUCUUGUUGAUAUAAAUGUUCCUGAUGGUAAUCAUUUCACUGUUUGUGGCGAUGUUCAUGGUCAGUUCUAUGAUCUCUUAAAUAUUUUUGAGCUUAAUGGGCUUCCCUCAGAUGAGAAUCCAUAUCUAUUCAACGGUGACUUUGUGGAUAGGGGAUCGUUUUCGCUGGAGGUUAUACUCACUUUGUUUGCAUUUAAGUGCAUGUCGCCAGCAGCCAUAUAUCUCGCAAGAGGAAAUCACGAGAGCAAGAGCAUGAACAAGAUAUAUGGUUUUGAGGGUGAGGUCAAGUCCAAGUUGAGUGAUACAUUUGUGGAACUAUUUGCAGAAGUGUUCUGUUGUUUGCCAUUGGCACACGUGAUAAAUGAGAAGGUAUUUGUAGUUCAUGGAGGUCUCUUUAGUGUUGAUGGGGUGAAACUUUCUGACAUAAGAGCAAUUGACCGGUUUUGUGAACCGCCCGAGGAAGGUUUAAUGUGUGAAUUGCUAUGGAGUGAUCCACAACCCAACCCUGGAAGAGGUCCUAGCAAGCGAGGUGUUGGUCUUUCUUUUGGUGGAGAUGUGACGAAAAGGUUUCUGCAGGAAAAUAAUUUAGAUUUGGUUGUGAGAUCUCAUGAAGUAAAGGAUGAGGGUUAUGAGAUCGAGCAUGAUGGCAAACUUAUAACUGUAUUUUCUGCUCCAAAUUACUGUGACCAGAUGGGUAACAAGGGCGCCUUUAUUCGUUUUGAAGCACCUGAUUUGAAGCCAAACAUUGUUACAUUCUCAGCAGUUCCACACCCUGAUGUCAAGCCAAUGGCAUAUGCAAACAACUUCCUGCGGAUGUUUUCAUAAUUUUUGCAGCUGACUGGAAUGGCCAAUGGUAUAUUCUUUUCUUUUCAAUAGCUUUAGGUGAUGUGGGCCAGAGAAGAGGCAAAACAUGUUGAAAAAAGCAGUUUUUAUGUUGUGAUGAUUUUUUGGAGAACAAAUUUUCCCCCCUUUUCUCCUUGUACUUCUCAUCAAUGGCAAGAAUGUUUCAAGGUACAUGGUUUCAUGUUUUUCCCUAGUGUUGACCCUGAAAGGUCAGUCUAGAUGAAAACUCACUUUGCUUGCUUGAAUAACUCUUCUAAGUAAAAUGUAUGGCCAUUUUCUUUCUGUA
This is a messenger RNA of Quercus robur (English oak), 2187 nucleotides long. RefSeq names its product serine/threonine-protein phosphatase 5. NCBI's taxonomy places the organism in Eukaryota, Viridiplantae, Streptophyta, Magnoliopsida, Fagales, Fagaceae. The transcript is spliced from 14 exons. Gene Ontology annotation, molecular function: protein binding; protein serine/threonine phosphatase activity. The coding region runs from base 216 to 1883 and encodes 555 amino acids. The record is from RefSeq and is a predicted model, not a curated record. Gene Ontology annotation, cellular component: cytosol; nucleus.